GGUUCACACUUACAGAGUAUAAAAGUACAAGGGGAGCAUUGUGGCCAGAAAGAGAUACAGUAACCAGCAGGACAGGAGGCAAAGGAGAAGAAUUAGGGUCCAGAGAAAGCAAAGGACAGGGGGUACAUACUGACACACAGGACAGACAGCUGGCACUGGGCAGAACAGCAAUAACCCAUUCAUCCAUCACUCCAAGCUCUCCUGGAAGGGACAAUGCAUUGCAAGCUCUGCCUCCUCUGUGGAGCUCUGUUACUCUCCAUCAUUCAGCUCCCCAGCUCCGGAGCUCACCCAAUAGUGGACAUGGACUCAGACAGAGAGCUGGACUCCUUCAAGGGAGUGCUGGAAAGACUUGGAGAGAAGUUAUCCCUUAUUGAUGCAAUUGAAUCAAACUCCGAUAUCCUGGAACCCAGACAGAAUGCUGAUGUCCAGUUAGCAUCUCCAGAAGACAGGAAAGUCUCUCCAUCUGAAAACAGGUUCAGCCAGAAUGACAGAAAUUCAAUUAAGGACUCAUUCCUUAAAGGCCUACGGUCACUGCAGAACCGGAAGAUGAUGAGGGACUCUGGGUGCUUUGGAAGACGGAUAGACAGAAUCGAUUCAUUUAGUGGGAUGGGCUGUAAUGGUUUCAGAAGAUAUUGACCCCCUCGAACGACAGCAAUUGUUUUCUCUGCUUCUUCUAAUUUAUUAAACUGUUUCAUAUAAAUCUUUCUAUUCUAUUUAUGGCCGCCUGUUCAUAUUUAUUUAUUUAUAACUAUUUAUUUGAUGUUU
Pelobates fuscus (common spadefoot toad) is the source of this 765-nucleotide messenger RNA. RefSeq names its product natriuretic peptides A-like. Gene Ontology annotation, biological process: cGMP biosynthetic process; neuropeptide signaling pathway; receptor guanylyl cyclase signaling pathway. The transcript has 3 exons. Bases 214 to 636 code for a protein of 140 amino acids. Lineage: Eukaryota; Metazoa; Chordata; Amphibia; Anura; Pelobatidae. Gene Ontology annotation, molecular function: hormone activity; hormone receptor binding. The record is from RefSeq and is a predicted model, not a curated record. Gene Ontology annotation, cellular component: cytoplasm; extracellular region.